Drosophila arizonae is the source of this 727-nucleotide messenger RNA. Its product is annotated as ATP synthase subunit C lysine N-methyltransferase. NCBI's taxonomy places the organism in Eukaryota, Metazoa, Arthropoda, Insecta, Diptera, Drosophilidae. Gene Ontology annotation, biological process: peptidyl-lysine trimethylation; regulation of mitochondrial ATP synthesis coupled proton transport; positive regulation of proton-transporting ATP synthase activity, rotational mechanism. Gene Ontology annotation, cellular component: mitochondrion. The record is from RefSeq and is a predicted model, not a curated record. Gene Ontology annotation, molecular function: protein-lysine N-methyltransferase activity.
UUUGAUUUGUAUGUCAACCCUGAGCGCUUGUAAUCAGCUGUUUUUUGUUGUUGCCAGCUUUGCAAGAUCCGCCUAUUUAAAAUUGAUUUACAAUGGAAAUUCUAAAUGAAAACGUGCACAAAUCAGUUAAAAAACAGAGUAUUUCAACGGGGGGUAAACUCCUGAUAGGCCUUACUGGUGGUAUAGGAAUUGGACUGUCCAUUGUGUGUGCCUCAUUUGUGGCGCCCGCUUUUCGCAAGUUCUGUUUGCCCUUUGUGCCAGCGACAACGGAACAAAUACAAAAUGUUUUACGUUUCCUACCUAGGAAUGCCAAUGGCAAGCUGCUGGAUAUUGGCUCAGGAGAUGGACGCAUCGUUGUGGCUGCGGCUCAACAUGCCCAAGGAUUGAAAGCAGAUGGCGUGGAGUUAAAUCCAUGGUUGAUCUACUAUUCCCGGUUGGCUGCAAUUCGUCAUGGUGUUGGCCAGCAAACUAGCUUCUUUCGCCGCGAUCUGUGGAAGUUCAACAUCAAAGAUUACAACUAUGUGAUAAUCUUUGGAGUGGAGCAAAUGAUGCAGGAUCUAGAACACAAAUUGAUUUCAGAAUGUCCACACAAUGCGAAGAUUAUAGCGUGUCGUUUUCCACUUCCACAGCUGCAGCCGACUCGUGUCAUCGAGGAGGGGGUCAACACGGUUUGGUUCUACGACCUUAACAAGCAGAAUAAACUAAGUUGAUUUUAUUUGUUUAUUUU